This is a messenger RNA of Rhipicephalus sanguineus (brown dog tick), 757 nucleotides long. RefSeq lists its product as uncharacterized. Bases 71 to 547 code for a protein of 158 amino acids. The transcript has 2 exons. The record is from RefSeq and is a predicted model, not a curated record. NCBI's taxonomy places the organism in Eukaryota, Metazoa, Arthropoda, Arachnida, Ixodida, Ixodidae.
CGGACGCUUCCAAAGGACCGCCUCGAGUUUUCGCGCCCCGCUCUCACCGAACCUCCCGUACGACAACGACAUGGCGACCCCAGAUCCGGGUGCUUCCUCACGCAGGCACUCCUUGGCACCACUGGACGAGGGCGGAGUUGCAGCGGCUGUGGCAGUCCCGACGGGAGCGGCUCCCGUCGUUCCGGCGUACGUGCCCCCGGCGCACGUCUACGUAGAGGAUGAGGACGAGGUCGAGGAGAUGAUGAGGCCUCAGAGACAAGUUCUGCAGCCGGUUGGUGGUGGUGCCUCCAGCGGACCCAGUACGCUCUGCAUAAUAUGCACGAUGAUGAUAAGCAUGAUUGUGGCUUCGGCGGCGACCUUCUACAUUAUCAACAAGAACAGGACGCUCCUGGAGGCCACUACUCUCACCACACCGUCGACACCGAAGCCGCACGUGGUGUUCCCCACGAAGAACGACACGGGCCUAGACGGGGGCGAUCUCCAUGGCGCCGAAGAAGACCACGUCAUGAGCGAUGACGGAGAGUCCACGGUCGCGCAAGACACGUGACUGCCAGUCACCUUGAAUGCAGUAUUGGCGAUUAGCAUUGUCGUUUUUUUGUGUAGUUAUCGCCAAAUGAAUUAAGACAAUAUCAAUUAAGACUUUGUCUUUAUUUAAGUACCUAUAAUUUCAUUAUAAUUGCACUGUUCUUAGGAAAUAUAUGUGUAGUUAUCGCGAAAUGAAUUAAGACCAUGCCAAUUAAAAUUUGUGGUUAUUUAA